Recurvomyces mirabilis is the source of this 1137-nucleotide messenger RNA. RefSeq lists its product as uncharacterized. The transcript has 3 exons. Bases 1 to 1137 code for a protein of 378 amino acids. NCBI's taxonomy places the organism in Eukaryota, Fungi, Ascomycota, Dothideomycetes, Mycosphaerellales, Teratosphaeriaceae. The record is from RefSeq and is a predicted model, not a curated record.
AUGCCUGCCAUACCUCGACAGGCACAGACAGAAGACUCGACGACGUUCGAUCCUGACAAGUACUUCGAUUCAUGGAGCAAAGAAGAAAUAACACCACCAUACGACAAUGACUUCCGCAAGUUCAUUAUCAAGACAUUCGGUCUUUCGAUAAAAGAUGACUAUGGGUACAUGGCGCAGAAUGCCGAGGUGACAUUACUCCGUUGCCAGACAUACCUUGACGUCGGCGCCCAAGGUGGUCUACACGGCUGGUAUAAAGAUGCUGAAGGCCAACUGAGAGACCCACCAACUGCCACCGAUGUAGCAGCGUACAGCGAUAUCUUCCGGCCUACGACGAGCACAACCAAAGCACUCACAGCAUUGGGUUCGAAUGCGAAGAAAGGCACCGUCCGAGCCGACGUCGCCAAACAUCUGCAAUGGCAAUAUCACCCACCUUCAGCCGAGUCAAAGCUCGUAGUGAACAAGACAAAAAAUCACGUCAACCCGUAUUUUGAUCUCUGGGCAUGGACGAACCAGAAUCUCGAAUGGGGAGGACCCGAAGAGGGAACAGCAAAAGUCAAGAUCUCACAUGCCUUACUGCCAGUAAUAUACCACCACUUCGGCUGCAUUUGUCCGUCGUACGAGUCUCUCGAGCUCAUUCGCCAAGUUGCAAAAGGUAGGCAAAUACUUGACCUGGGUAGCGGGAAUGGGUACUGGACAUAUAUGCUGCGCAGGAUGGAGCCAGCCAGUAAGAAGGAGAAGAAGCUGGAUGUGGUAGCAAUUGAUAACGGUAUGAGUGAGUGGAGAACGGUUUGGAUUGGCGACACUAUCGAGGCGGAUGGCGUGAAGUGGUUACAGCAGAAUGGUGGUGGGGAGGAGGCUGUGCUGCUGCUUGUCUAUCCUACUGUUGGGAAUGAGUUCACGAGUAAGAUGAUCAAGGCUUAUGCUGGGACCACGAUCAUCUCGGCAGGCACACAGAAUGCCUCUGGGUUCACGGCAUUCGCGACAGAGACGAUUGCUGAUUGGAUGGCGAGAGAGAUGCCGGGCUGGACUCGAGUUCUGCAGAUUCCGCUGCCGAGUUUUGCUGGCAAGGAUGAGGCACUGUUCGUCUUCCAGAAGAAGGCUGAUGCCAGCAGCACCACGAAUGGUGAACCAUCAUGA